Molecule: messenger RNA, 2256 nt
Organism: Pieris macdunnoughi
Lineage: Eukaryota; Metazoa; Arthropoda; Insecta; Lepidoptera; Pieridae
Source: the annotation of a GenBank genome assembly
AUGGAGUGGUCGUGGCGGGCGUGGUGCGCGCUCGUCCUCGCCGCGCUGCACCUCGCCGCCGCCGGUCCUCGCUACAGCUCGCGAAUCGUGCACACGCAGCCUGGAGCCAUCCGUGGUAUCAUAGUAGAGCCAGCGUCGCGGCGACUGGAGCCUGUGGAGGUGUUCCGGGGGGUGCCUUACGCCGCACUGCCGCCUCGUUUGCGCGCUCCUCUACCGCCUACCCCUUGGCCCGGCACGCGCCUUGCCGACACCUUUGCGCCCGUCUGUCCACAGCGCAUUCCAGAUAUAGCCAACAAGACUGCAGCGUUGUCGAGGAUGCCGCUGGGUGUGUACAACGAGCUGGUGGCAUUAAAACCACUGCUCGUCAACCAGAGCGAAGAUUGUCUCUACCUCAACAUCUAUGUACCCGGUAGCGGGUCCCGUGGCGUCGAGGCGCCCUAUGCAGUUGCAGUUUGGGCGGGCGCCGGUCCGGAGGGCGGAUCGGGCAACGCUUUAGAUGGAGCAGUUUUGGCAGCUCGGGCACACCUGCUAGUCGUCACACUCAACUAUAGAAUAGGAUUACUUGGGUACUUAACGACGGGUGAAGAUGAUGAGGCUUCACUAUCGGGGGGCGCUGCAGUGUUAGACGUAGUAGCGGCGUUAUCGUGGAUACGAACAAACAUCGCUGCCUUUGGCGGGGAUCCGCGCCGUGUCACGCUUCUGGGACAUGCCGCUGCCGCAGCAUUAGUCAAUACUGUCGUCAUGCUGCCCAGCAUAAAAGGUCUUGUAUCACGCAUCGUGCUGCUAAGCGGGUCCGCACUAAGUCCAACAGCAUUAUCUCCGGACCCCGCGUUAGCGCGCGAGCACGCCGCGCAAGCUUUGCGCUGCACUAGAGACACGCACCCUGGAGAACAUUGGUUAGUAUCGUGUGUCUCGAACCGUCCUCUGGCAGCGCUCGUUGCCGUAGAGGCGCCCCGGGCACGUUUUCUUGCGGGAUGGGGUCCUGGUGUACCCCGCUCACGAGACUUGCCCAACCCUUCCCCAAGUCGCGCGUUGCACGCCAGCGACACCUUCUUAGAUUGCGCCCUCGCUGUUAUCGUUACUACGACUGAGAGCUAUCACUUUUUCAGCGAGGAUGAUAUACGUCACGGCUUUGAAGAAGAGUACAGAAACCGGGUGUUGCGUACAUACGUCAGAAACGUGUACCGGUUUCACCGCAACGAAAUUUUUGCGGCUGUUCGCAAUGAGUACACGGACUGGGAGAAGCCAAUCCAGCAUCCAAUAAAUAUCCGCGAUGCUACCUUGGAGGCGCUCAGUGAUGGGGCUGGUGCUGCGCCCGCCUUACGAGUCGCCCAACUGCAUGCACGACGCGGGGCGCCUACGUACCUUGCCCACUUUGCACAUCACUCACGUGACGCAGAUUAUCCGCAGCGGCUGGGCAGUGUACCCAGUGAGACUUUGCCAUACUUCCUCGGAUUACCGCUUGUGGGUGGGCUAUCACGAAACUACUCUCGAGGAGAUGUGACCGUAGCGGAAGCCUGUGUAGCGCUUCUCGCCGCCUUCGCCAAGACAGGAGACCCUAGUCCCAAGCCGGAUGACCACCAGGAGACCGCUCUUUCCUGGCCCCGCUAUGAACUGAACACGCAACAAUACUUAAGUAUAGGAACAAAGAUGCGUGUGCGCAGCCACUACCGCGGUCAUAAGCUGUCUCUGUGGCUGCACUUGAUUCCGCAGUUGCAUCGAGCUGGGGCGGCACCAGCCCACCACCAAUUUCGGGAUCUUCACCCUGACAUGUUUGCCGGUGACAUAUUCCCUGAGAUGUACACGACAACAACCUCACUGGACGAAGAAGAGGACAGCGAAGAUGAAGACAGCCUAGAAGCAGAGGAGUGCUCCCCUCCUCCCUCAGCACGUCCAGCUCUUGCCGCACUACCGCCUCCCAGACCUUCCCCUAAAGAGGACUCGCUUACUUUGGACUCGCAAUACUACAGCUAUACGGUGGCGCUGGGCGUGACUGUGGGCGCAGGAUGCUUUCUGUUGGCGCUGAACUUAAUUGUAUUCGCUGGUAUUUAUCUGCAGCGCGGCAAGCGGCGCGCUCGUUCAAGACCCCGACGUGAAGGCAGCGGGGCAGGCCGAGGAACCGCACUUACGGAGGCACUCACGUCGCCCCGGAAAAGCACGCUUAAGCGCAGCAGCGACUUAGAGUUGGUAGAAAGGCCGGCCUCCGCCGUCCCGCCGCCCAAGAAACGCGUGCAGAUACAAGAGAUCUCUGUAUAG